AAAAACAUCAGUCAUUCUUUGUGCUUUGUUUACCUGUCCACCAUUUUCUAUUUCUGUUAUGUACGUUUGGUGACCUGUGAGUAAAGACAUUCGGAGUGAUGGAUGAUCCUGGAAGAAUGAUUGGUCAUCCCGGGGGCGGUUUGAUGGCUCCACAACCGUAUGGGAUGACCCCGCAGAACGAGGCUCCCGCUGGAAACGAAAAUGAGCCCCGUAAACAGGACAUCGGCGAGAUUCUACAGCAAAUCAUGAACAUUACCGAUCAAAGUUUAGACGAAGCCCAAGCAAGGAAACAUACUUUGAAUUGCCAUCGGAUGAAACCUGCGUUAUUUUCGGUACUGUGUGAAAUAAAAGAAAAGACAGUGUUGUCACUAAGAAAUACCCAAGAAGAAGAACCUCCAGAUCCACAGCUGAUGCGACUAGACAACAUGUUGAUUGCAGAAGGAGUUGCGGGUCCUGAAAAGGGAGGAGGUGCCGGAGCUGCAGCUUCUGGAUCAGCUGCUGCUCAAGCUGGACAACCCGACAAUGCUAUUGAACACUCAGAUUAUAGAGCUAAGUUGGCACAAAUUAGACAAAUUUACCAUCAAGAAUUGGAGAAAUACGAACAGGCUUGUAAUGAAUUUACAACUCACGUAAUGAACCUACUUAGAGAACAGAGUCGCACUAGACCAAUUACUCCUAAAGAAAUAGAACGGAUGGUUCAGAUCAUUCACAAAAAAUUCAGUUCUAUUCAAAUGCAGCUGAAGCAAUCCACAUGUGAAGCUGUCAUGAUACUUAGAUCUAGGUUUUUGGAUGCCAGAAGAAAGAGACGUAAUUUUAGUAAACAAGCAUCUGAAAUUUUGAACGAAUAUUUCUAUUCCCAUUUAUCCAAUCCUUAUCCCAGUGAAGAAGCUAAGGAGGAACUUGCCAGGAAGUGUGGAAUCACCGUCAGUCAGGUAUCAAAUUGGUUCGGCAACAAGCGGAUCCGCUACAAAAAGAACAUCGGCAAGGCACAGGAAGAGGCAAAUUUAUACGCAGCUAAAAAGGCGGCCGGCGCGUCGCCAUACAGCGGCACGCCGACUCCUAUGAUGUCUCCAGCGCCUCCGCAAGACUCAAUGGGAUACUCCAUGGGCUCCGCGUACGAUCAAAGCUCCGCAUACGACGCCAGUAGUUGCGGAUACGAUCCCAUGCACGCUCAAGAACUAUCUCCGUAAUUAUACGAUUACCGUAUACGGUUCAGGACGUUUUCUGGGACAUUCGAAAAUAGUAAGAGCUAAAAGUAUUGUUUCCAUUUCGAUAAACGGGUUAUAUGUGAAAACGCGAGAGCUAAACUGUUGGCUCAUAGGUCAAGAACAGUUCAAUGUUCCAAAAAACACCCUCAAUUGAUAUUUCGCUCUUUCAAGAUACAUAAGUAUACUAAAGCUUGUAUACCAAUUUCAAUGUAUACUACUUUUUGUAUUUUGUGCAAUGUCUGUGUAUUUAUCAACUUGUGGCAGCUACCGAUUAUUUUUUUAGGUUACGCACACUAUUACUACACUUUUGUGUAGUGUUUCCUGUUAUAUACAUUUUUAUUUUUAAAUAUACAUCUUCUAUAAAGUUUGUGAUGGUUUCUAAAGCAAAUGUGACAGUCUAAAGGAUUUACAACGUUAGUAUACGAACAGUUUUUUAGUAUAAAGAUUUUUCAACGAGGAUUUUAUUACAAAAAUACUUGAUUUGUUGUAAAAGGUAUAUUUUAAAAUACCCAAAAUAAGGGUCACAAGACAAAACGUUUUCGGAUUAAGAAAUCGAUCAUCAGUGUCUAAAAGCCAAAAAAUAGCAUACCUGAGCCACCAAAAUGUGUUGGGUAAAAACCCUUUAAAUGUAAAAGAUUAUGUUGUGUUACAUAUUUAUAUAAAAUGUAAAUGAUGUUCUAGAUAUGCCUGAUGUUACUCAGAGCAACACAGGACCUUCCCACGUGGUUGGAAUUUUUUUUUAGAAAACCUCACAUAUUGGAUUUCAAUGGCCAACUGAUGAACAACUUUAGAACACUGAUGAUGGAUUUCGUAAUCCGAAAGCGUUUUGUCUUAAUGUGACCCUUAUUUAGGGUAUUUUAAAAUAUACCUUUUACAACAAAUCUAGUAUUUUUGUGAUUUAUGGUAUACAGCCAGCUACAGGAAGUUUAUUUUCCUUUUCGAUUUUGAUUUUAUUACCUCCAAAGCUAGAACGAAAAGAGUUUGAUCUGGAAUUGAGCAUGGAGUAUACUGGAGUAUUCUGGAGAAUUUUUUUGCAGGAUCUGUCAAUUAUCGUUUCUUUAGCACCUUUCUGGAUGUUGGCGAUCAGCAUGGCUAUCCUAACUUCGCUUGCUGCUAUUCGCAAUAGUCCAGUUGUCGAUGUAUUGAACCACUUUCGCAGGUUUUGAAGCCUAGAUAUCGUAGAAUAUUUGUAGAUAUAACGUAGAAAAUACAUAGCUUCUGAAAAGAGACUUCAUCAUUAUGAACUCUGAUCUCGCUUUUCCUAUGUGUUGUUUUAUUUCAUUUGUGUGGUCCCACUGGCUGUUUAUGUUAGUACCAAGGAAUGUGUAACUGUCCACCCUGUCAAUUGGUUGUUGGUUAACCAAAAACUGUGUAUUUAAUAUUUCGCGCUUACUGACUACCAUGUACUUUGUUUUUUUUUCGUAUUGAGAUCAACUCCGUGUUCUUUACUUAUUUAUAUCUGAUAUGCGCGACAUUAUUCUUUACUGUGACAAUAUACAGUGUAUUGUCCUUUUCAUGAUCAUUUUUCAGUGCGUAACAAAUGAUAGGAAAAAGGGUAAGUCCGUGAUAAUACACAUUUAUGACAUUUAUUCUAACAUGACAUUUUAGUUAAAUCUGACAGUUGUCACAUUUUAUUUUCAAUUUGGAAUAAAAACCAAUCAAAUGUGUUUCUUGCAUUUAUAAAAUGGUAUUUUCUUUGAUUUGUAUAGUCUUAUAAAUUAUACAGAUUAUAUUUGUAAUAUUAUUAUCUAAUUAAAAAAAACUUAUUUUUUUAUUAUGGCGCCAUCUAUCGACAAAUAGAAUAAUUAGAAUAAAUGUUAUAAAAAUGUCACCGACGAAAUGUAAUCACCGACGUGCCUUUUUUUCUGUCACAUACAAUUGAAUGCGUUAGAAAGAAAUCGAAAAACUGUGACGCACUGAAAGAUGAUCAUGAGAAAUACUUUACUAAUUCCUCGAUAGUUAAUAUUGAACUGAUAAUGAUUCUGAUGUUUUCAUGAUGCAUUUAUGUUCAUAAGUUUCCCGGGUCUUCCCCUUAAAAAUUCAACUUUACCCUUCAGAAUCUACAUAUUUUAUUUGAAGGGUAUAGGCAUAGGCGUAACCAGGGGGUUUUGGGGGUUGUAACUCCCCCAUUGGGAUGUACUUUCAGCUCUAUACGCUUAACACCAUAGCCCUCAGAGACCUUCCAGUAGUUGUAACCCCCCCCCCUUCAGGUAGUUGUAACCUCCCCCCUUAGGAUCAUCCUGGUUACGCCUAUGGGUAUAGGGAAAAAAGGGGGAAUGUCAGAAAUUUUCAUUUUUUGUUUAAAUAAUUCAUUAGAUAGGUUAUAUUCUGUACUUUACUAUACGUAAAUAACACUGGUUAAAAAUGGGUUGUGUCAUGAGAUAACACUAAUAAUAAAAAAUCAAUGGGAAAAUCCCAAUAGUUGGCUGUAUACCAUAGUUUAAAAAACUCAUACAGAAGUAAAAACAAGUUGUAUACUGGUAUAAAAUCGUUUAUUAAAAACUAUCUAAAAUGUCAUCCAAAUGGAUUGCAAAACGUUUUCGUUCUAAUUCAGAACAUCUUCAGUGCAUUCUGCUGAGUAGUUUGAAACUAGCACACUAUUUAAAGUGGUGACCCCAUAAUACACUGGCGGGCAAAAAAUUUAGGUCACUAGAUGAAUUAUACACGUUUGAUGCCUAGAAUUUUCUAAACCUGUUGUCCGAUUUAAGUGAUUUUUUUAGUAUGUUAUAGCUUUAUUAUUUAAGAUUCUCAAUGUUUUAAUAUUGUUGCUAGACAAGUACCGGAUGUCAUUUUAUACGGGAUGUAACAAUCACACUGUGUGUUUUUUCCUUAAAGUUCGGAACACUCUGUGGAAUAUUAUAGCAUAGAUAAAAUAUUGAAAUUAAAACUUAAUUAUAGCCUUAGGCCUUCUUAACAUUUUCUUUUUUGAUUCCUUUGCUUAUGUUGGAUAAUAAAAAAGUUAGGUAUUUUAACAACUAGCCAUGUUCUUCAUCAAUACAGGGUGUUUCUAAAUAGGUGCGACAAACUUUUAGGGGUAAUUCUGCAUGAAAAAAUAUUAAAUGUUUGCUUUAUAAACAUUUGUCUACAAUGCUUCGUUUCCGAGAUACAGGAUGUUGAACUUUUUCUUACAAAUUGACAGUUUAUUUGUUGCUCUAAAACCGGUUUAGAUAUGCAAAUGAAAUUUGGUAGGUUUUAAGAGGUAGUUAUUGCGCAUUUUUUGACAUACAAAUAAAAAUUUUAUAUUCACUAUUGGCGUGCAUACGGGUAUAAAUAUUUUAGAUACAUCCCGCAUGCACGCCAAUGGUGAAUAUAAAAUUCUUAUUUGUAUGUCAAAAAAUGCGCAAUAACUACCUCUUAAAACCUACCAAAGGACAUCGCACACAUCUUAUGGAAAAUAUAAUGUCACUCAAAUUCAAUAAAAUUUAUACCAAUAGAUUCGUUUUAAAUUAACGAUCAAAUCUUAUCAUUGCGCCAACUCUCUAUUUUCAAAAAUAAGAGCAGAAAUUGAUAUAAAUAAAUCUGAAAUCAAAUGGGUAGGUACAUAAGUUAGAGAGAGAAAAAAUAUUUUAAAAUACCCAGAUUUUCGGUACUCCAUAAAUCAGCGGAUUAGUUUCACUAAUCCGCUUAGGCCCAGCGGGAUUUAAGCUGUUAUGAAUAGCACUCAGAGCAAUAAUGAUUGUAAACUAACAUUUUAUGGACUCCAAAAAUGUGAUUUCGAUAAACUUUAAUUGCAAUUUGCGCCGUAAUUAAUAAUAAUUAAGAGUUGGCGCAAUGAUAAGAAUUGAUCGUUAUAUUAAAACGAAUCUAAUCGUAUAAAUUUUAUUGAAUUUGAGUGACAUUAUAUUUUCCAUAAGAUGAGUGCGAUGUCCUUUCAUUUGCAUAUCUCAACCAGUUUUGGAGCAACAAAUAAACUGUCAGUUUGUAAGAAAAAGUUCAACAUCCCGCAUCUCGGAAACGAAGCAUUUGUAGACAUAUGUUUAUAAAGCAAACAUUCAAUAUUUUUUCAUGCAGAAUUACGCCUUAAAUUUUGUCGCACUUAUUUAGAAACACCCUGUAUUGAUGAAGAACAUGGAUAGUUGGUAAAGUACCUAAUUUUUUUAUUAUUCAACAUAAGCAAAUAAAUCAAAAAAGAAAAUGUUAAGAAAGCCUAAUGCUACAAUUGAGUUUUAAUUUCAAUAUCUUAUCUAUGCUAUAAUAUUCCACAGAGUAUUUCGAACUUUAAGGAAAAAACACAGUAUGAUUGUUACACCCGGUAUAAAAUGACAUUUACCUGUCUAGCAACAAUAUUAAUAUAUUGAGAUUCUUAAUUAAUAAACCUGUAAGUUUCAAAAAAAAUCACCCAAAUCGGACCACAGGUUUAGGAAAUUCGAGGCAUCAAACGUGUAUAAUUCAUCUAGUGACCUAAAUUUUUUGCCCGCCAGUGUAUAUGGUUUACAUAUAAUAUUUUGAUAAAAUAUGGUGACUACGAGUCGAUGUUGUUAGAUAUAUUAGAAUACAUGCUCAAAGGGCAACAUGUUUCCCAGAUCGAAAAUGCUAGGUACUCGCCAGUUCAAUGGGCACAGACCAACUGAGAGUUGGGUUUUGUUACCAAAUCGUAAAUCGUUAAUUCUGAAAAGAGACUUCAUUGUUAAGAACGCUGAUCUUUCUUUUCCUAUAGGUUGUUAUAUUUCAAUCGGGUGGUGCCAUUGGCUGUUUUCGUUCGUACUAAGAUAUGUGCAGCUGUCCUUCCUGUCAAUUUCUUGUUGGUUAACCAAAAGCCAUGUAUUUAAUAUUUCGCGCUUACUGACUACCCUGUACUUUUGUUGUUUCCGUAUUGAGAUCAAAUCCAUGUUCUCUACUUAUAUCUGAUAUGCGCGACAUUAUUCUUCGAAUUGAGACAGCUCAUUCAAACACCCAUAUUGGUACACUAAUUCGUAAUUUCUGGUAGGACACCAAGUCACGUGAAUUGCAAACUGUUUCCAGUUAGUCAACCAUAAUGUGACCACUAAUAUUUCGAGUCAUUUCUGUUAUUUGGUUUGAGUCAAUAACUUCACAAUGUAUUUCUUCAUUCACAAUUUAGCUUGUAUUUUAUUCCAUUAGUAAAGACCGUGUUCCAACUGGCAUAAGUCAACUGUUCCAGUCCCGUCUUUUGGAUCUUCAAAAAUACCAUUAUUUUCCAUCUCUAUUCUUUUCCCAAAAGAAUUGUUUAGUAUGUACAUUUUCCUUACCAUUUAGCCUCAACAAUAAACCGUUCCAAUUCUAGAACAGUUCGUGUAUAUGAAAAUUACAAAUAAAAAAGAGUAUACAGGAAACAAUUCUGAACCUAUGCUAAGAAUCGUCGCAAACAUUAUAGAUGACCUUCGAGAAGGUUGUAUACAAAUGUUUGGUACAAGCAUUGCAAAUAAAAGUAUGCAUUAUGUUGCAAGUUAUUGUUUAUUUUUAUAAGUUUUAGUCCUAAACGAAAAAUGAUUGCUAUUGAUUGUCUGUUGAACGGGAAUAGCGAUUGAAUACUUAGGCAGCAAUACCACAAGUAAAAAUAAACCAACUUAGACAAUCUAAAAGGAUACAGUAUGUCACUGGUGAUGUCGUUCUGUCAUUUUUUGAGGUUAGGUCCAAAAUACCAUAAAUUGCGCGCUGCUUUCUUAAAAUGGGUGACGAUUGCGACAGAGAUAAAUGAGUCUAUUAGGUGGGAAGUCUCUUUCUAAUCGAUGGGGUUUAUCCAAUGACGUUGGGUUUGUCGAUCAUGUCACUUUCCCACUAUCGUCGAGUGGAUGAACUCCUCCGAUUAGAAAGAGACUUCCCACCUAAUAGGCUAAUUUAUCUCUGUCGCAAUAUUCACCCAUUUUAAGAUAACAGCGCGCAGUCUAGGUAUUAUAUAUCUAUGAAAGUAACCAAUCGAGAUCUAACCUCAAAAAUGUCACAACGUGUAGUCACCUGUGACGUGUAAUAUCGAUAAAAAAAAUUGAAAUUGCUUAAUAAAAAGCUGUAUUUAUUUUUUAUUAUAAGGACCGACGGGAGAAACGAAGAAUCAAUCUACUUUUUUAUAUGUAUACUACUGACUAAUAAAAAGUAUUUUUGUCUUCCUUCACCAGCUACGAAUGCCAGUGAUAAAUAUACGAAAUAGACAAAUACCGAAGGAAAAUCAAAAAUGACUUGAUGUGCUUAAAUUGGUUUCUUCUUUUCUCUCGCGGUUUCGCAAUCCGCAUCCGUUUUCGGAUGCGUAUUUUAAAUUGUGUUACAGUAUUUAGUGGUCACCCAGUAUAUUUUUUAUGAGGAUAUUCCUAACGUGGAGUUGGUAAUUGGACAGACUAGAAAUUUUAUGUCGUGAGUUUUUAACAAUGAUUUACCUUAAGGCAAAAAAUCUGUAUUUUACAUUAGAAAAUAAAGGAUCUUAAAUAAG
Molecule: messenger RNA, 7587 nt
Organism: Diabrotica virgifera virgifera (western corn rootworm)
Lineage: Eukaryota; Metazoa; Arthropoda; Insecta; Coleoptera; Chrysomelidae
Gene: exd
Product: homeobox protein extradenticle
Exons: 5
Coding region: 99-1190 (363 amino acids)
Biological process (GO): regulation of transcription by RNA polymerase II; animal organ morphogenesis; neuron development
Cellular component (GO): nucleus
Molecular function (GO): RNA polymerase II cis-regulatory region sequence-specific DNA binding; DNA-binding transcription factor activity, RNA polymerase II-specific
Source: RefSeq, a predicted model, not a curated record